Bolinopsis microptera is the source of this 2225-nucleotide messenger RNA. RefSeq lists its product as uncharacterized. The coding region runs from base 389 to 2062 and encodes 557 amino acids. Gene Ontology annotation, molecular function: serine-type endopeptidase activity. Lineage: Eukaryota; Metazoa; Ctenophora; Tentaculata; Lobata; Bolinopsidae. The record is from RefSeq and is a predicted model, not a curated record. Gene Ontology annotation, biological process: proteolysis. The transcript is spliced from 5 exons. Gene Ontology annotation, cellular component: membrane.
AGCUAACCAGUAUUUGCUUUCUUUUAUACACUACAAAUUUGGUUUACCGUCCUGUCUUUGUCUUUGGCUUAAACAUGUAUUUGUUGGAAUUUAUUUUAAUCCUACUUAUUGGCUGAACUCGAACUGCUUCAUAUAAGCCAAUAGUUGUCACGUGAUUGAUACUACCGAAAUUGCGUCCCACAUAUUACUGCGUUAAUUUGCAGACUUUUUUGGUGAUUUUGAGCGAUAUGGUUUUAAAGUAUUGUACUGUAAUCCAGUCGAUCGCUUCACGUUUUUGUAUUCGAAAUUUAAUCUUUAAACCACAAAUUAAACUUACUUCCUUAUUCAAUAUUACUAUAAGUAUAUUAAUCUAAGGUGUCUCCUGGUAUUAUUUCGCGAAAGUCGAAUAAUGGGUACUGUACGAUUACUGCUGGUGGUAAUUGCCAUCCAGCUUGUAGGGGGCCAAGAAGGAGGGAAAGCAUUAGAUGGUUUGGAUGAAGCUCAAAAACAUAUCAUUAACGGUCAGGAUGCCGAUAAGAACGAGUAUCCCUUUAUGGUGCGAAUAAAAGCGGACGGUAUAGAUCAUCUUUGCGGUGGCUCUCUCAUCUCUACAACUGUAGUACUCACAGCAGCACACUGCGUCACUAUGGAGGACGGAUCCGUAGUACCAGCACAAAUGGGAGUCCUAGUGAUGGGAGAUCACACAAAUAGUACUGAAGAAGCAGAGGAGAAAAGCUACAGAGCAGUGCGCAUCAUCGUACACGAGGAGUACCAUCUUGAUUUCACAGGAAUCCCUAUCCACGACCUGGCAUUGAUCGUACUGUCUACGGAGGUUGACAUAAACGCUGGAAUAAUCGACAUUAUUCCGGUAGCGGAGAAACCCUAUGUAGAAGGAUCCGCUGUGACAGUCAUAGGGUGGGGAGUUGACUCAGAUGAUGAUGCAGAUAGGGAUGAAUGGGGGUAUCAUCCCGCUGCUGAAACCCUUCAAGAGUUGGAAUACGUGAUAGGUAACCAGGCCGAAUGUAAGCAAUACUGGAAGGACUUGUAUGAAGGAUUUUAUGCUAUGUUCGAGAACCUUGAGGUGAUGAACAUGGAUACGAUAACAGAAACGAUGGUCUGUGCGAUAGAUGAUGAAGGUUUAGCAACUGUAUGGAGUGGUGAUUCAGGAGGCCCCCUAUUUCAGGAAGUUGAUGGAACAAUCACACAAAUCGGCGUGGUAAGCUGGGGUCAUGAUGAUAUAAAAGAAAUAACCCACAACAUGUACGUGAAUCUCUACCACUAUGCUGACUGGAUUAAAGAGGCGAUGAAACGUGCAGAGGAAAAGUCCUGGGUAGAACUACACACGGGUGGAAGCCAUGGUGUGGUAAUGAUGAUAAACUUGUCCCAGGAUGGUGAUAAAGAAUUCACAACCGUUUGUAACGAUAACGUUGGUGCAAACGAGGUCAAUGCCAUUUGCAGAGGACAGGGCUACCAAUUCGGAGCUCUCGCAAACAUCAGAGACUACGUCUCUGGUGGUAAGAGGCAACGAAGUGAGAUGGGAGGAUUCCCACCAUUCGGGCACAUAAAUAUGAAGUGUAAUGAUGAAGCCGAAGAUGUAAUGACGGAUUGUGCAAUGGAUAAGUACGAAGACUCUGAAGUACCCUGCUUUAACGGACAACAACUGGCUGUCAAGUGUGCUGACGAAAAAUGGGACUUUAAUAUUGUUGCCGUGUUGCCCGUUAUGAGGAGUAUCAGAGGGUCAAGCUAUGUUAGGGGAAGAGUCAGUUGUAUGGUGAAUGCUCAGAAAGAUGGAGUGGAUCUGGACAUGAAAUCUCAAGUUAAGGUCGGACUCGUCAUGAGAAACGAAGAUGCUGUUGAGCCCAUUGGUUCUCCUAUGAAGUACAGGAGGAGUUCAAACAUUUAUGUUGGUAAAUUCAGAACCGAUAACGAAAUCAAGACAGACGACUGUUUGGCUUGCAUCGCCUACAUUCCAGGGCACAAUAUCUACACUGUAGGAACGGUCGGCCCUGAUGAUUGUCCUGAUGACGACGAACAUUAUAAGACGUGGGUGAAACUUCAAAAUGAGGGAGAAGGGGAACAAUAGCGGAGAUGGAUCAUAUAAAAGCAGAAGAAAAGGGAGGCUAUGAUACAUGAAUGAAUUCUAUAGUUAGAGACUUUAUAGUUAGAUUGGAAUUAAGGACUGACCAACACAUAAAUCAUACUUAAAUGGUAAUAUGAUACAGCAGAGCUAGAGAGUACAAUGAUAG